AUGGACGAAGAGACUGCCGGAACCUCAUGCUCCCAACAAUCAGUGGAAAUGACGCCCCUGACAAUGAAAUACCCGCAUCCCCCAUCUUCAACCUUCACGUACGACAGCGGCCCGCCGAGACCCGCGCCAAGUGCCGAACUUGUCAUACCAAAUAUGCCAAGCCACACAGCUCGUGAUACUGUCAAGGGCCGGCGACGCCAGGAAAUCUAUUGCAAGAUCCCGCGAUGGAUUGUUUCAUUAUUCAAGUACUCGAUGCUAGUGGCCAUCCUCGUACUCGCUAUCUCGGGGGCCUUCUUGCUCAUUAAAGAGCUCUUGAAGGCACCGGAGAUCACGCCACCUCUUCAAAGAAACGAUGAGCCCAUCAGCAUCCUGAUGGACGACCGGUUCGCCCUCGGCAUCGUGCUCAUUGAGGGCCAGCUGAUCGUCACCUUUGCCGACACACGACCCACCACCUUCCAAACUUCGAGCUACGAUGAAAAGCUGGUGGUGCACGGGAAUACGCUUACGCAUCCGAUACCGCAUGCCGUCCUCGACUACCCAUGCGAGGAGAACCGUGUCGUCAAUGCGGCUACGUGUUGUACAGUUCCGGCUUAUGGAAUCACCUGCCUGCUACGGUCUGAAUACGGAAAAUGGACCAACUUUCACCUCAAUGCCACGAAGACGCAGUUCUACAAGAGGGGAGACAAGUACGAAGUCCUCGUCCAAGAGCGUGCCAAAGCCCGUCCAAUGCUACUUGAGCACAACGGCACCAAGACGAAGCUUCACCACGACUGCGCAGGGGAUGGCUUCGAAGUCGCCCAUUGGCAAAUGUCACCGCAACCGGAUGCAGGGCACGGUAUGGACAUCCUGCUCAUUCUCUACGAGGAGCACGAGAAUGGGGCUAACGCUGUGAAGCAUCGAUUGGAAAUCUGGGACGAUCCUAGGGCCGAACGACCGACAAGAUGUGUACAUUGGAACGAGCAGCUAGGACUCGUCGAGGGCAUCUGGCUAAACGGCGAACACCUCUGGCUAUAUCACUGCACGACAGUUCAGCACUGUAUAAUCGAGGCCCGCAUCGCCGAAGACUUGCGCGUCAUCUACAACUAUCCCCUUAACGAGAAGAAGCGCUUCGUCUGGAGCAGCAGCUCCUCCACUGACCGCGGGCGGAUGGUGGGCGUGGCGCGGGACAACGUCCUGUCCCUCUUCUCGUACACCAACAACUUGGGCGGGGCGCGCAAGGAGACGCGGCUGUGGCGCGAGACGUUUCACUUUAACAAG
Molecule: messenger RNA, 1257 nt
Organism: Mesorhabditis spiculigera
Lineage: Eukaryota; Metazoa; Nematoda; Chromadorea; Rhabditida; Rhabditidae
Source: the annotation of a GenBank genome assembly